This is a messenger RNA of Penicillium longicatenatum, 588 nucleotides long. RefSeq names its product med21 domain-containing protein. Gene Ontology annotation, cellular component: mediator complex. The transcript has 2 exons. Gene Ontology annotation, biological process: regulation of transcription by RNA polymerase II. The coding region runs from base 1 to 588 and encodes 195 amino acids. Gene Ontology annotation, molecular function: transcription coregulator activity. NCBI's taxonomy places the organism in Eukaryota, Fungi, Ascomycota, Eurotiomycetes, Eurotiales, Aspergillaceae. The record is from RefSeq and is a predicted model, not a curated record.
AUGGCAGACAUCCUAACCCAACUGCAAACCUGCCUGGACCAGCUCGCAACCCAAUUCUACGCUACUCUGGGCUACCUCUCAACAUACCACGACAACAGCCCAGCCAUCCCACCCCCAAACGUCCCCAACGCAGUCCCAGCCCUAGCAAAGAUAACCAAAAACUCAACAUCCCCUCCAAUCCCAGCCUCUCUCGCCUCGAAAGGCGGCACCGAAGUCGCCGGCCACGGCUCCCCGCCUCCACAACCACCACAACAACCUGGUGUCGCCGGUCCAUCAGAAGGCGAAGACCCCAACCAGCCCCCACAGCCUGACUCCCCGCGCACAUUCGCGAGUCGGCAGCGGGAGCUUGCGCGUGAUCUUAUCAUCAAGGAGCAGCAGAUUGAGUACUUGAUUUCGGUGCUACCGGGCAUCGGGGCCUCAGAGACGGAGCAGGAGACUAGGAUUCGGGAAUUGGAAGUCCAGCUGAGAGAUGUUGAGCGAGAGAGGGAAGUUAAGAUUGAGGAGUUGAGGGGCUUGAAAAAGAGGCUGGAGAGUGUGCUUGGGGCUGUUUCAGUGGGUAUUUAUGGGGAUAGGGAAUAUCAGAAAUGA